AUGCAGAAGAUCUUCGCUCUCCUUGCCCUUGCCUCCGCGGCCGUUGCCAUCCCCACCAGCCGCGAGCGCCACGCUGCUCGCGUCGCUCGUCGCUCGGGCGGCUCGACCAACCUCGCCCAGGACAUCCAGCUGAACAACAUCACGAACGAGGCCUACACGAGCAACUGGGCUGGUGCUGUCUGGUCCAAGCCUGCUGGCACCUACACGUCUGUGACUGGUACCUUCACCGUCCCCACCCCGACUGGUGCCGACGGCUCGUCUACCGCCUGGGUCGGUAUCGACGGCUCCUCCUGCAGCAACGCGAUCCUCCAGUCCGGCGUUGACUUUGACAUUUCGGGUGGCCAAGUAUCAUACGUUGCCUGGUACGAGUGGUACCCCGCCCCGAUGACCGACUUCGACAACUUCGCCGUCAACGCCGGCGACGUCAUCACCGUCACCGUCACCGCGACCUCGACCACCGCCGGCACGGCCGUGAUGGAAAACACGACCACCGGCCAGAAGAUCACGCAGGACCUGACGUCCUCGUCCGCGCUGUGCCAGCAGGAUGCCGAGUGGAUCCUCGAGGACUUCAGCAUCAACGGCGGCCUCGCGCCGUUCGACAACUUCGGCUCGGUGACGUUCACCGGUAACUCGGCGACGACCACGACCGGCACGGACACGCCCAACGGCGCGACGGUUUACGAUAUCCAGCAGAACGGUGUCACGCUCACUGCUACGACGAUCAACGGCAACGAUGUCACUGUCACGUACCAGUAA
Molecule: messenger RNA, 756 nt
Organism: Coniophora puteana RWD-64-598 SS2
Lineage: Eukaryota; Fungi; Basidiomycota; Agaricomycetes; Boletales; Coniophoraceae
Exons: 3
Coding region: 1-756 (251 amino acids)
Biological process (GO): proteolysis
Molecular function (GO): glutamic-type endopeptidase activity
Source: RefSeq, a predicted model, not a curated record